AUGCGUCCAUUCUUCUACGGUGCUACUCCCGGCGGUCCGUCCAUGCCACACAUGGGUUACCACCAUUACUACCGCGGCGGUCGUGGACGUCCCCUCCGACUCUUUUGGUUCGCCAUCGGUGCUGUAUCCGCCGUCGCGUGGAUCAACCACAGAGAGAAGAAGGCUAUCACCGCAGCGAACUCGAAUGGAAGUCCAUGGGAGGCUCAACCGCAAGGUGGACAAGGGUGGGGACAUGGGUUUGGGCACGGACAUGGACAUGGACGAGGAAGGAAAUGGGAUCGUGAGGAGGCAGAUUCGGGAUCUAGGAUGGAUUAUGGUGGUCAGAGGCCGAUGGAGAGCAGUGGACCAGUCGCCGCGCCAGCCCCUGCGCCAUCGCAUCAGGCCCCUGUGGCGCCUGCUCCAGUUGCGCCGCCUAUGCAAAGCGAAGCUAUACAGCCCCAGGCGGACCAAAGAUGGGUUGACGACAGGGAGAAGGUCAAGGAGAUUGCUCGACAGGCCUCCGAAACCAUGUCCGAGCUAUCCGAAGCGACUCUCGAUUCCAUGUUAGCGGGACUUCAAAGUCUCAAGAACCGCAUGGCUGAACGUCGUGCCACUCAGGAGCAGCAGACCCCGCAAGAGCAACAGCCUGCUGCUCAGAGUCCCCCACCACCUCCAACUCCCAGGCAUUGGGUUUAG
Stereum hirsutum FP-91666 SS1 is the source of this 675-nucleotide messenger RNA. RefSeq lists its product as uncharacterized. The record is from RefSeq and is a predicted model, not a curated record. NCBI's taxonomy places the organism in Eukaryota, Fungi, Basidiomycota, Agaricomycetes, Russulales, Stereaceae. Bases 1 to 675 code for a protein of 224 amino acids. The transcript has 3 exons.